Molecule: messenger RNA, 9501 nt
Organism: Anopheles arabiensis
Lineage: Eukaryota; Metazoa; Arthropoda; Insecta; Diptera; Culicidae
Gene: na
Product: sodium leak channel non-selective protein
Exons: 12
Coding region: 672-8678 (2668 amino acids)
Biological process (GO): monoatomic ion transport; transmembrane transport
Cellular component (GO): membrane
Molecular function (GO): monoatomic cation channel activity
Source: RefSeq, a predicted model, not a curated record
AACAUAUUCUAAAUGUUCCAUCACUGCCUAUAGUUUUUGGAAAAUGUGAAAACCUGUGAUGCACAACUGAAAAACAGCAAAAUACACCCAGAUUAGUAAUUCAAGAUGGCAGCCAUCAUUGUGACAUGCUGAGGGGUUGCAAAAAUCUCACAUCCCCGCAACCGAUCGAUAAUGGUCCAGCAGUGAGGCUGAGCAAACGCCAACAUAACGAGAUGAAAGCGACGAAAUCUUACUAAAGCAUAAAACGUAUUUGCAAAGAUGUAAGGCAAAGCAGCGUUUUAUGAUGCAUCUAUGCUGUGUGUGUGUGGUGAAUGGUGGUGGUGGGUGGAUUUGCCAGCUGUGGAAGCUGUAACACAUCACGGUGCGGUCGCCAUCUUGGACUGGUGAUUUAAUUUGGAAAAAUCAACCCCUGGUCGAGGAAAAAGAGAUAAAAUCAAAGAGCGAGAAAAGAGAGAGAGCCAGCGAAAGGGUGUGCGAAUGUGUGCUUGUGCACUAAAGAGAAAGAGAGUGAGUGGGAGAGAUCGUGAUCAAGGUUAAGCGAAAAUUCUAUCACAGCAACCACGACGACAACUACGGCAACAACGACGACGGCGACGACGAACGCGGCCGCAGCGACGGCGGUAUCGGGCCUCAGCGCGUCCGCGUCGAAGAAGAAAAAGAAAACCAGCAACAUGUUGGGCCGGAAGCAGAGCAUCAAGGGCGAACCGGUCCUGGCCGACUACGGCCCGGAAGAGUCGCUCAACGAAAGUGCGGACAUCGAAUGGGUCAACAAGCUGUGGGUCCGCCGGCUGAUGCGACUGUGUGCCUUGAUAUCGCUGACGUCCGUGUCGCUAAACACACCGAAAACCUUCGAGCGGCACCCGUUCCUGCAGUACUGCACGUUCUGCUGCGACUCGGUUGCCACGCUGCUCUUCACCUCCGAAAUGAUAGCCAAGAUACAUAUCCGAGGAGCGUUGCGGGGCGAAGCACCAUACUUUAAGGACCACUGGUGCCAGUUCGAUGCUUCCAUGGUGCUGUUUCUGUGGCUCUCCGUCAGCCUGCAGGUGUUCGAGAUGCUCGGCAUCGUGCCGAAGUUCUCGUACCUCAGCACGGUGCGGGCACCGCGGCCCCUCAUCAUGAUACGCUUCCUGCGCGUCUUCCUCAAGUUCUCGAUGCCCAAGAGCCGCAUCAAUCAAAUCUUCAAGCGCUCCAGCCAGCAGAUCUACAACGUAACGCUGUUCUUCCUGUUCUUCAUGUCGCUGUACGGGCUGCUGGGGGUGCAGUUUUUCGGCGAGCUCAAGAACCACUGCGUGCUGAACACGACCGAGCCGGAAAGCUUGACGAUCAACUCGCUCGCCAUCCCGGACACAUUCUGCUCGCUCGACCCGAACUCCGGCUACCAGUGCCCCACCGGCAUGAAGUGCAUGAAGAUGGACUUCCUGAGCAACUACGCGAUGGGGUUUACCGGGUUCGAGGACAUUGCGACCAGCAUCUUCACCGUGUACCAGGCGGCCUCGCAGGAGGGCUGGGUGUUCAUCAUGUACCGGGCGAUCGACUCGCUGCCCGCCUGGCGCGCCGCCUUCUACUUCAGCACGAUGAUCUUCUUCCUGGCGUGGCUGGUGAAGAACGUCUUCAUCGCCGUCAUCACGGAAACGUUCAACGAGAUACGCGUCCAGUUCCAGCAGAUGUGGGGCGUGCGGGGCCACAUCCAGAACAGUACCGCGUCGCAGAUCAUCACCGGCGACGAUAGCGGCUGGAAGCUGGUCACGAUCGACGACAACAAGCAUGGCGGCAUUGCGCCGGAAACGUGCCACACGAUCCUGCGCUCGCCGUACUUCCGCAUGCUCGUCAUGACGGUCGUGCUGGCGAACGGGAUCGUCACGGCAACGAUGCACUUCAAGCACGACGGUCGCCAGCGGCAGGUGUUUUACGAGAAGUACUACUACAUCGAGAUCACCUUUACGUUCUUUCUCGAUCUCGAAACGCUGUUCAAGAUUUACUGUCUUGGGUGGCGCAGCUACUUCAAGCACUCGAUACACAAGUUCGAGCUGCUGCUAGCGAUCGGCACAACGCUCCACAUCAUCCCGGCGCUGUACCUGAGCGGGUUCACCUACUUCCAGGUGUUGCGCGUGGUGCGCCUCAUCAAGGCGUCGCCCAUGCUGGAAGGCUUCGUGUACAAGAUCUUCGGACCGGGCAAGAAGCUCGGUUCGCUCAUCAUCUUCACCAUGUGCUUGCUGAUCAUCAGCUCCAGCAUUUCGAUGCAGCUGUUUUGCUUCCUGUGCGAUUACACCAAGUUCGAGAGCUUCCCGGACGCGUUCAUGUCCAUGUUUCAGAUCCUGACGCAGGAGGCGUGGGUCGAGGUCAUGGACGAAACGAUGAUAAGGACGAGCAAAACGCUCACGCCGCUCGUUGCGGUCUACUUCAUCCUGUACCAUCUGUUCGUGACGCUGAUUGUGUUGAGCUUGUUCGUGGCGGUCAUCCUCGACAAUCUCGAGCUGGACGAGGACAUCAAAAAGCUGAAGCAGCUCAAGUUCCGCGAGCAGAGCGCCGAGAUCAAGGAGACGUUACCGUUUCGGUUGCGCAUUUUCGAAAAGUUCCCCGACUCGCCGCAGAUGGCGAUACUGCACAAAAUCCCGAACGAUUUCACCCUGCCGAAGGUGCGCGAAUCGUUCAUGAAGCAGUUCGUGCUGGAGAUGGAGCCGGAGGACCUGGAGGGCUACCAGCGCCCGAUGCCGGAGUGUUGGGAUUCGCGCAUCGCCUACAAGAAGCACCGCCCGAUCAACGUGAUGAACAAAACGGCCAAAGUCUGCAUGGUGGGCAGCGAUCUGCGCAAGCUCGCGAUCACGCACAUCAUCAACGACUCGAACAACCAGCGGCUAAUGCUGGGCGACUCGUCGAUGCUGCCGGUGGCCGGCACCAAGGCGGGCCUGAAGCCGCAGGGCACGAUCACGCAGACCAAGCCGUGGCGGGUGGAUCAGAAAAAGUUUGGCUCCCGGUCGAUUCGGCGCUCGGUGCGGAGCGGCUCGAUCAAGCUGAAGCAAACGUACGAGCAUCUGAUGGAGAAUGGGGACAUUGGGGCGGCGAGCCGGGUCACCUCCUCCCGGGCCAGACCGCACGAUCUCGACAUCAAGAUUCUGCAGGCGAAGCGGCAGCAGGCGGAGAUGCGCCGCAAUCAGCGCGAGGAGGAUCUGCGCGAAAAUCAUCCCUUCUUCGAUACGCCCCUGUUUGCGGUGCCCCGGGAAAGCCGGUUCCGCAAGAUCUGCCAGCGGAUCGUGCACGGCCGGUACGAUGCGCGGCUGAAGGAUCCACUCACCGGGAAGGAGCGCAAGGUGCAGUACAAAAGUCUUCACAACUUCCUCGGCCUGGUAACGUACCUCGACUGGGUGAUGAUCUUCGUCACGACGCUGUCCUGCAUCUCGAUGAUGUUCGAAACGCCGCAGUACCGCGUGAUGGAGCACGUAGCCCUGCAGGUGGCCGAGUACACGUUCGUCAUCUUUAUGAGCCUCGAGCUGGCGCUGAAAAUACUGGCCGACGGGCUGUUCUUCACGCCGAAAGCGUACAUCAAGGACGUGGCGUCCGUGCUGGACGUGUUCAUCUACGUCGUGUCCACCAGCUUCCUCAUCUGGAUGCCGCGCCAGGUGCCGAGCAACUCGUCCGCCCAGCUGCUCAUGAUACUGCGCUGCCUGCGACCGCUGCGCAUCUUCACGCUCGUGCCGCACAUGCGCAAGGUGGUGUACGAGCUGUGCCGCGGCUUCAAGGAGAUACUGCUCGUCUCGACCCUGCUCAUACUGCUGAUGUUCAUCUUCGCCAGCUACGGCGUGCAGCUGUACGGGGGCCGGCUGGCCCGCUGCAACGAUCCCACAAUCGAGAAGCGGGAGGACUGUGUCGGCGUGUUUAUGCGGCGCGUGUUCGUCACCAAGAUGAAGCUGACGCCGGGCGUGAACGAGUCCUACCCGUCGAUGCUGGUGCCGCGGGUGUGGGCCAACCCGCGCCGCUUCAACUUCGACAACAUCGGCGACGCCAUGCUAGCCCUGUUCGAGGUGCUCUCGUACAAGGGGUGGAUCGAUGUGCGCGACGUGCUGAUCAAAGCGCUCGGCCCGGUGCACGCAAUCUAUAUCCACGUGUACAUCUUCCUGGGGUGUAUGAUCGGUCUGACGCUGUUCGUUGGCGUGGUCAUUGCCAACUACUCCGAGAACAAGGGUACCGCACUGCUGACCGUCGAUCAGCGCCGUUGGUGCGAUUUGAAGAAGCGGCUAAAGAUUGCCCAGCCGCUCCAUUUGCCGCCCCGGCCGGAUGGCCGCAAGUUCCGCGCCUUCGUCUACGACAUUACGCAGCACAUUGCGUUCAAGCGGUGCAUCGCCGUGGUGGUGCUGGUGAACAGUAUGCUGCUUUCGAUUACGUGGACGAAAGACGAAGUACACACCGAGCGGCUGGUGAUCGUAAGCACCAUCCUCACGUUCGUGUUCGUGAUCGAGGUCGUCAUGAAGAAUAUCGCCUUUACGCCGCGCGGCUACUGGCAGUCGCGCCGCAAUCGGUACGAUCUGCUCGUCACCGUCGCCGGCGUUGUCUGGAUUUUUCUGCAAACCACACUGCGAAGCGAUUUAUCAUAUUUCAUUGGUUUUAUGGUUGUCAUAUUGCGAUUUUUCACAAUAACUGGCAAGCAUACGACCUUGAAAAUGUUAAUGCUUACCGUCGGUGUGUCGGUGUGCAAAUCGUUCUUCAUCAUCUUCGGCAUGUUUCUGCUGGUGUUCUUCUACGCCCUCGCCGGUACGAUACUGUUCGGCACGGUCAAGUACGGCGAAGGCAUCGGCCGGCGGGCAAACUUUGGUUCGCCGGUGACCGGGGUGGCGAUGCUGUUCCGCAUCGUAACCGGCGAAGACUGGAACAAGAUCAUGCACGAUUGCAUGGUGCAGCCACCGUACUGUACGCCGGCCGCCAACUACUGGGAGACGGACUGUGGCAACUUCACGGCCAGCCUGAUCUACUUCUGCACCUUCUACGUCAUCAUCACGUACAUCGUGCUGAACCUGCUUGUCGCUAUUAUCAUGGAGAACUUUUCGCUCUUCUACUCGAACGAGGAGGAUGCGCUGCUGUCCUACGCCGAUAUACGAAACUUCCAAAACACCUGGAACAUCGUCGACAUACACCAGCGGGGUGUGAUUCCGGUGCGGCGCGUCAAGUUUAUUCUGCGCCUGCUAAAGGGCCGGCUCGAGUGCGAUCCGCAGAAGGAUCGGCUGCUGUUCAAGUACAUGUGCUACGAGCUGGACAAGCUGCACAACGGCGAGGACGUCACGUUCCAUGACGUGAUCAACAUGCUUUCGUAUCGGUCGGUCGACAUACGGAAAGCGCUCCAGCUGGAGGAACUGUUGGCGCGCGAGGAGUUCGAGUACAUAAUUGAGGAGGAGGUGGCCAAGCAGACGAUUCGCACCUGGCUGGAGGGUUGCUUGAAAAAGAUUCGCGCAAACAACGUUGCGAAGCAACAAAACUCGCUCAUUGCUGGGCUGCGUGCAACGAACGAUCAAAAGCAGCAACAACAGCAGCAACAACAGCAGCAACAGCAGCAGCAACAGCAACAGCAGCAGCAACAACAGCAACAGACCGGUACCACGGCAAGCAGCCAACAACUGGCACAGCAACAGCCGACCCCUGCCCAACCGGCCCAGCAACAGCAGGCCACGCAAACGCAAUCCCACCCCUCCCAAGCGCAAUCGCCGUUGCAGUCGUCAACCACCACCUCCCAGGCGCCGUCGUCCGCCGUGACCAGCCCGGGCCAGCUGUCGAAGCAGGCGGACGAAUCGCCCACCGGCAAGGAUGCGGUGGCCGGACCGGACCCAUCCGACACGAUCACCGACCAGACGGCGAAGGACAUUGAGAACAAUGCAAAGAAUCGCAAGAAAACGGCCGCCACCGUACUGAACCGGUCCGACUCGACUGGCUCGAGCAGCGGGCGCAAGUUUCUCGCCCCCACCCUGUCCGAUCCGCAGGCAAAGAACGAGAAGGACCGUUACCUGAGCAAGAAGAAGCAACAGCGCGCCCCACCAUCGAUCAGCGUCGGCGUGAAGGCGUCCCAUUUGAGCGAAAUCGGUGGGCACAGUUUGCAUCUGCACUACCAUCACAGCAGCUUCAGCCAUGGGGGUGAACAUUCGCCCCAUGCGCCACACCACCAUCAUCUGCACCAUCAUCAGCAGCAGCAGCAGCAACAGCAGCAACAGCAGCAGCAGCAGGAUGACGGCACUGGCAUGAAGGGCGGACCUGGUGGUCCGGGUACGGGCAGACCGGGCUCGGUCGGGCCUGGCGGCCCGGGCGGGAUGAAACAGUCGGACGGUUGCAGUAUUAACGCCGGCGGCGGCGUUCCCGGACCCAACAGCGGUGUGAUGGAUGCGCUCGGCAAGCCGGGCGGCCCGGUGAUGGGUGGCGGCGGUCCGCUGGACGGUGUCGGUGGGCAUCCGCUCGACGGCAAGAUGAACCCCGGCCUGGCGGGCAUGAUGGCGGGCAACAAGCCGUCGAACAAGCUGGAGUACACGCAGCAGCAGAGCCAGAUAUUCGUCUUCUCGACGGCGCUGGCGAACAAGGGCGCCGAGGCGGUGCUGAGUGGCCAGUUCAACUCGAUCAUCGCGUACCAUUGCGCCCAGAUGCAGAAACAGAACCGGCUCGGUGGCCCGGGACCGGACGAGAUGAGCGGGAACAGCGUCGGCCCGGGUGCGAUGUCGCCGUGGAUGGACCACGGGCACCACGGGCACGGUUCGCCCGAUCAUCAUCCGAUGGGCCCGCGUGGUAUGGGCGGACCGGGUGGACCGCCGGACGGUAUGAAAAAGUCCGCCACCAUUCACCAUACGGCCAACGCGUCCUGCCUGGAGAAUGACGGUUCGCUGCCAAUGUUCGGCGGCGGUGGCGGUGUCCCCGACGGGCAUAUGCCGCCGCAUAUGCGCAUGGGACCGGGCGGAGGCCCGGGCCUCGACCCGUCGAUGGUGAUGGGGAAGAAGUCGGCCACCAUCCAUCAUACGCCGAACGCGUGCAUGGAUCAGGACGGAAGCGGUUUGCCGAUGUACCCGUCGGACGGUCACGGCGGUGGCCCACCACACAUGCGCAUGAAUCCGGACGGGAUGUCGAAACCGUCCACGAUCCACCAUACGCCCAGCUCGUGCAUGGAGGGCGACGGUGGCGGUGAUCCGGGUGUGGGCGGCCAUCCGGGCGUGAAGAUGGAAAAUCCGUCGCCCGUUGGGUCGCACAUUUCGCCCAGUGGUGGGGGCGGCGGCGGUGUCCCUGGCGGCGGGCCCGGCGGUGGCCACGGUGGCGGCGGACCCGGCGGUAUGGGCGGCCCGGGAGGACCGGGAAGCGGUGGGCCGGGUGGCUGUCCGAGCGGCAGUCACUCGAGCUCGACCAUCAUCGACCAGAUGAACUCGCUCGUGGCCUCGCUGCCGCUGAUGAAGGGCGGCAAUGUGCUGUCGCAAUCCCGUGGCCAUCCGCAGCCGUCGCUGCAGGGCGUGAAGGUGCCGGACGAAAACCUGACGCCCCAGCAGCGGCAACACCGCGAACAGCAGCUGGCAACGCUGCGCCAGAUGCAGAAGAUGUUCUUUCCCGAGCAGCGCGGCAUGGGCAUGGAUCCGCACGGCAUGGGCAUGAGGCCGCAGUUCCGCGGACCGGCCGGUGGGAUGCCGCCGGACUUUGGUGGACCGCCGAACCGACCGCUCAAUCCUGCCUUCAUGAACACGCCCCUCGGCAGUGGCGGUGUCGGCGGCCCGGGCAUGGGCGGCCCGGUGGACGGGGGGCCGGGCCCCGGCCCGGGACCGGGACCGGGCAUGAUCAACGAGCAGAUUCCGCCGAUGCAAUACAACAAACCGAACAUGAUGAACCCUGGCAUGUACGGUGGCGGCAUGGGAGGCGGCGGCGGCGGCGGCCACGGCGGUGGACCGAUGGGCGGCCCGAUGGGUGGCCCGAUGGGCGGACCGAUGGGAGGGCCCGGUGGACCGAUGGGUGGUCCGAUGGGUGGCCCGAUGGGUGGUCCCGGCGGUGGUGGCCCGAUGAAUCGUAUGUACAAAGCGGAUCCCGACCCCAUCUUUCCACCCAUGACGGAGAUGGGAGGGUACGGCGGCGGAGGCGGCGGUGUGAUGAAUAACCACGGGCCCGGCAUGUUCAAUCCCGGCAUGCAGCAGCGAAUGGGCAUGCCACCGGGUGGUGGCGGUCCCGGCCCGGGCGGUGGCGGCCCGAUGGGCGGCGGUCCCGUUGGCCACAUGAUGGGGGGACCGAAGAUGGGCCCAGAUCCGUCGAUGCUCGGCGGGCCCGGUGGUCCCAUACCGCAGUCGCCCCUGAUGGACGACGAUCUGAGCAAGGGCUCGAUGCAGCAGCAGCAGCAGCAGCAGCAAAUGAUGCUUCCCGCAAAUCCACCUCUUCCGCAGCAACCGGGCACACCGACGGGCGGUGUCGGCAGUAACGGUGGCCCCAUGUCGGUCGGCAUGAACCCGGGCCUCAAUCCCAACGGCGCGAAUGGAACGGUCAACAAUAAUGGCAAAACGAAAGAGCCCUCCCUCUCGCCCGAGCAACAGCAGCAGCAGCAGCAACAACAGGGCGGUCCUGGUUCGAACCAGCAACAGCAAGGACCCGGCAGUCAGCAGGGGCCACUGACGCCCCAAACGCCCCAAGGCGGACAGCAAACGCCUGGGCAACCUCUUACCCCACAGACAUCGAUGGCCGGAUCGUAGAGCCAACCCAGACACACAAAAACACACAUACACUCAUCCAUAUACAUCCCCACAGUCCCAACAGAGCAAGCAUCAAGGAAUGAUUGUUUUUGUGUGAAAGAGUGAGAGAAAGAUAGAGGAAGAGAGGAAGCAGAGAGGAAAGGGAAUCAAGAUGUAAAAAGAAAUAGACAAGCAAAUGGACGAUGAUCGUUCGAGGGCAAAGCAUUUUGGCCGUAGAGCACCCAUUACCGGUCCUUGUCUAAGGAAAAAAAAAACCUCCCCGUAGCUCACAGACAUCCAUACACUUAAAACACACACAAACAGUCCCACAUACAUUAUACACAUGAGCAACAAAUCUGCCUUAUCAUUACCGAAUGAAUACGAGCAAAAUGCAAAGAGAAAGCAAAAAGAUAAUACAAACAAAACAAAACAAAAAAAAAACCUGCAAACGAAAAAAGGGAUACGAAAACGUGAAACUAUACAAAUAGGACGAGAAGCAUGAAGCGCAUUUGAAGAAGUGUAGAGCGAAAAACAAAUAGAUAAGGAAAGUGUAAAUGCAAAACCCGACGAAGUACAGGAAGAAGCAGCUAAAACAGUACGAUAUCGGUGCGAAAGCAACACAAAGAGAGCGUAAUUGGCGUACAAGCGAGACAGGUGUGAAAAUGGGCGCGGAAACUCAUAGGCAAGCUAGAGAGAAAGGUUAUACACCCUCAAACAACCCCCUUCCCCCUUCCGGGUGAUCGUUUUUGCGAAGCGCUGGUGCUGUUGUGUACAGGCAGGAGUUCUUGAUGUAAUAGCUUCUUAUGUUGGUAUGUUGCUUUCAAUUCUGUCCUCAAGGACUCGA